ACCACGACCGCCACGUGCGCCCCGGAGCUCCCACUGCCACUCACUCCCUCUCCCACAAAACACUCCAUCCAUCUUGUGCUUGUUCCCCCUUGCUGGCAGCACCCCUUUAACGCUCUCUGGCGAAGCAGGACACGAGCCCCGCUGCGAUCCGACCUUGCACAACGCGUGGAUGAAUACUUGACGUCGCCUCAACCGCCGCUGUUGCCUUAUCAUUCGUGUGGAGUUCGAGGAUUUACGGCCGAGUCGAGAUGGAUAACCGAUGAUGAUAACAUGGAUGUGGUUUAAAACGUCGCCUUAGGCGACUUACAUUGCAUCGUAGAUAUAUUGCAUAGAUAUAUAUAUAUUUUUGGCGUGUCUAGUUUUCCCAACAAAAAUCAUUAGAGUCCAGAUGGAGAUAGUGAAGUGUGUGGACUUUUGUUACGUGAACGGCUUGUGUCUGAGGACGUGUUGUACCCCGGGAGAGCUUAGCCAAGGAGGCCUUAGAUGCCCAGGAGACGCUGCACCGCUCUCCUCACAGCUUCAAAGGUGGUAAUAGCCGAGGAGGACGCCGCAGAGAACGAUGAUUCUCUGCCCCACAAGUGAGUGUUGUGUGGCUGGUGAUGGGUGAUAGGGAAGGUGCACCUCGCAGCUGCAAGUGUUAGCGAGAAGUAUUAGGGGCACGAACACAAGACAUAACGAUCUAUGGCUGACGACAAUAAAGGAAUGUGGCACAAAUUCUCUGCGCUGCACCACUUCUCGCGGCGUAGCUCGACGGUGUUUUCACGGUCGCUGGUCUUCAACCUAAUAACAGUUUACACGCCCGUGCUGCUGCUGGCCGGUUCCAUCGUCACCUCAGCGAAGCAGAUCCUGAGUCCUAUACACUGCGAGGGCGAAGGAAAGGAUGGGCUCAGCAAAGAUUAUGUGGAGACGUACUGCUACAUCGAGGGCACCUUUAACCUGUACAUGAAGCAGGCGGAGCAGCAGGUGAGACCCGGACACCUGCCUCCGCGCCAAGAGGUCGGUAAAAAUGUCAUCUACCCCAACCUGGGCCAAUUCGUGGAGGGUCAGAGCUCUCGGCGGGAGAUCUCUUACUACCAGUGGGUGACGUUCUUCCUCCUGAUCGAGGCGCUGGUGAUCUACCUCCCGCGGCAGAUCUGGCACCAGCUGACCCACAGCCAGUGCCUCCCCUUCGACUUCACGAACCUCCGGCGUCGAGAAGACUGGGAAGACAAAAAGAACUUCCUGGUGUGGCAUAUGAAACAGACGCGGGGGAACCACGAGUAUUGGCUCUGGCAGUACCUCCUCACGGAACUCUUAGCGAUCGCGCUCCUCGCUUCUUUCUUCAUUCUAACCGACGUGUUUCUGGGUGGCGACUUCUACAAUUACGGCCUGGAUUGGUUCAACUUCAUGCACAAUGCCACCAACACGACCAUUUCUCCCAUGACGGCUCGGUUCCCACGUCUGACGGUGUGCAAGCUUCAGUACCACAGCCGCGGAGGCACCAUCAACAGCUACUACCCCCUCUGCCUCCUUCCUAUCAACUGCUUUAACGAUAAAAUUUUCCUGUUCCUCUACUUCUGGUACUGCAUGUUAUUCGGGCUGUCUCUACUGCGAGGGCUGUACAUGCUAGUGCUUCUUACCUGCAAGCCAGCCCGUCGUCUACGACUGAAGUUCAGCGCUAAAUUGGUGCCCGAAGAUACUUUGGAUCGGUUCAUUAACGCACACAACCUCAGUGACUGGUUUGUGUUGUGCAACCUGGCGCCCACCAUGGACCCUGUACUAAUCGCUGAGCUCGUGACCCAGCUUGUGUACGAGGUGCAAGGGGGAGAAAGUUCCGAUUCCAAACCGUCCCGCCUUGGUAAGCAAGAGAAAUCGCUACAGUCUGUAAAUUACAUAUGAGAUUCAGCGCCGCGCGCUUCCCCACACUCGCUCACACACUGCCUUCCCAAUGGCCAUCCCAAUUACGGAUGCCGCGCACACCUGCUCCCGUAUGGCCAGUAUCAUAAUCGCUACACGCCCCAAUACGGGCACGGCAAUGGCUACUCCAACGGCCACUGCGAGGCGCUGUAAGUGUGGUUGGCUCCUGCCUGGCCUCUGUGAGGUCUUCCACCCCUCAGACCUGGGCCAUGGCGGAGCACAGGGCUCGGCCCAGCCCCCUCUGCCAUGUCGACACUCGGGGCUGCAGAACCGCACGCAGGGGAAGGCGCCGCGCGACUCUCAUACCACCACACCACCACCUGGGGCCCGCCGCCCACCACGCACGGGGUGAACCUUCCGGCCGAGACACUGUGGGGAUGGUGGGCCGCGCAGCUCCACCGGAGAAUCAGGAAAAGCGACAGGAACAGCAGCAGAGCAGAACAAGAGCGUGGCCGAGCCCUACGCUUUGCCAUGGGACCUGCCGGCAUGAUGCAGGCCAAUGGGCGCUCCCUCGCCAGGGCGCCCACAGCAACACUCCAGGCCCGUGCAACACCCGCACUCUGCGUUUCCAACAGGGGGCCUGUCACAGUGAUAAAUAUCAUCAUUGAAAUUAUAAUCUGUUUGUUUUGUUACUGGCAUGAGUCUACAGGAAGAUUCCGCAGAGGUCUUGUCACUGCUGCAGAAGCCACGAUUUGCUAUCGGUCGGCGGCUCUUGUUAAGUCGAGUUUUUUCAUAUAGUGAAUCUAAUCUUUAAAAGACUGUUGUGUGUAUUUUAUAUGCUCGUAGAAAUUUUGUUUUGCUUACUUAUCUAAGCUGUGUAGCUGACUGGUGAUACUGCAAGAAAAAAUGUUUUCUGUAUAUUGAAAAUUAAGUCAGUAUUUCAAGUAUUCUUCAGUAUUAAGAAUGAAAGAAUAUAUACCAAAAGAAAUAAAUAUAUAUAUAAAUAUAUAUAAGUUUUGCUAUUCAUUUCGCGUGUGGUCUCUCAUAGUGCUUCUCAUUUAUGAACUCAAAAACAGAAACACAGUGGAUUUAUGCUACGUCAUGGUUGUUGACAUGCCACACGUAUAGUUGUACAGGCAACAGUGUGCACCGUGAUGACCUGACACUUGGCAAACCUGUGAAGCACCGGCCAACCACCAACGAGCCUCUGGGUCCACAGCCACUCACCCUGAACACAUGAACAAUCACCAUUACGCCAAAGUCCCAUAAUAUGACACAUGUUAUAUUCACAGAUCAAAACCAUGAAUAUGGACAGACAGUGAGGAGAAAAAAAUGAACUAAAUGUGAUCACGAAAGGGCUAAAAAAAAAAUACAUGUCUACGUGGAUUUCGACCCAGAGCGUUGUGAGGCCUAACACAGGGGUUACCCCUACCACUGCGGGCUUCCUGCUUUCCAGGGGUGGUUCUUGAGGAUGAUCAGACACCCCAGCCAUAAUAGCGUGUGACUCUGCCAAGUAUCUCACAGCACUAGGCAUAUUGGGUAUCAUGGAUGGACCUGUGCAAUUAUAGAUUUAAACAUAAGUUGACGUACCCGUGGAGGUUCCGAGUAGUGUUUUAGAGUCCCCAUGCUAAUUUCUAGGACAUCGACAUAAUGGCCGUUCUCUCCUUGUUAAACACUGCAUGGAGGCCGGGGUGGCUCCGGAGGGCACCAUGGCCACCCAGAUCGGCCAGCUGGUGCCCUCCCCCCUCCACCCCUGCCCCCAACCUUACCAUCUUACCAGCCUAUGUUGUAGCCAGAAGUUAUGUUUACUCGUCGGACGGGGCGUCAGACAGGUAACUUAAGUGUUUAGAGUUGUAUAAAGCUGGUUGUUUUCUCUGAUACUUUAUAGAGACUGAAGACUUUUCUAUUGUUUUGUUGUGAUGUGCAUAUUUUAUAUGUACUAAUGUCUUUUUUCGAGAUAGGUGAAAUCGAAUUUUACUAGAUCAUAUUUAUGUUGUCUGUUCAAUAUAAUGUUUAUAUAUCCUUACAGCAGAAUGUUAUUAGUUAUAGCUUCUUAAUGGAAUGCGCAUUACUUCUCCAUUAUCAAAGAAAGUUACAGUAGGGAGUUGCUUGAUACACACUUGCUUAGUUAACCUGUAGCUACUCACAGUUUAGAGCUCUCAGUACCAUACCUGUCUCCCUCUCUCUCCUCCUAAUUAUUAUUCCUUGUCUCUUUUACUCUUUCCCCUUUUGAUCAACCUACAAUGUGUCCCACAAACAGAUGUGAACUGCAUCUACUGUAGGCAGGGUCAAGAGGCCCUAAACUUGCCCCCUUGUUGUAUAUGUAGAAUGGGACCUUUUGUAUACAAGCUGCUAAAAGGCAAUGGAUUAUCAGAAACUGGUGCCACUAUUGUUAAUAGUUCAUCAUUGUACACAUUAAUAAUCCCAAUAUAUGAACAAUGCAUCACCAAUCUUAACAAUCUAACAAUGCAAUCAUAUUUUAUGAUGUCAGUUUAAGACUUGUUUCAGUUUGUUUUCAGAAUCCAGCUCUAAUUUCAUAGGUAUGCUUUUUCUGGUAUAUUUCCUUUGCAUCACAUUGAGAUACUUAAUCCAAUACCCAAUUUUGCAUCUUUAUGUAAGGAAAAAUUUGUAUAGUUGCUCUUCCUACCAUUAUGAUCUGCUCUUUAAUUGGAUAUUUUCCUAACUUCUAAUGAAAAGAAUGCUUAUAUCUCAUUUUGAACUGUUACAAAGAUUCAGAGCUCAUUCAGAACAACUCUGAACUUCAUAUCCAGUCAUCUACAUACUUUAGGAAAAUGUGGCACCAAAUUCUUGACUUAUCCAUAAUAAUCCUUGAACCAGUAGAGCUUCACAGUCAACCCUGCUGGGGGGGCGGUCAGCUGCCACAACCCUGGCGGUGAACUUCAAUCAAUGAUGGCGAAGGGGCAGUAGCUACAACUCGCAUUAAAAGCUGAGUUAGACAGCUCAUAGUUCUGAGUAUUAUAAAGUGAUUAGCAAGCGUGAUGCUUACAGAUUCACUUGAUGGUGAGAAUCGGCUGUAUGGCACAGUUUUUUAAGGAAUGAAGCUAAUCCUAGCAAAACAGUAUUGUCAGUUUUGUUGGUGAAGCUGCAAUUAAUGAAUGUCACAGUCAACUUUGCUGGGAGAGGUUUGCAGAUUCCAGUGACUUCAUUUUUCAACUUUGCUAGAGUAGGCAGCUGCCGCUACAAACCUUACAGUCAACCUUGCAAGGGGAGUUAGCAACUGCUAAAGCCCUGUCUGCCCGGAGCAUUACUCUUGGUUAGCAGUCAUAGUUCCAAGCAUUUGGUUCUUCAAUAAAGUUGAUUUUGAUAUUACAAAUUGAAGUAUUUUACACACAUAUAUAAAGCACACGAAAAUAUUUUUCCAUUGAAAAUGCAUAAUGUAACAAGAGGCACUUGUUUCUGGUCAUGUUAUGGUGUGAACAUGGGCCAAGAAGGCCUCCACUAGAAACAAGUCAAACAGAGAGAAAAAAAAAAAGGAAUCCUGUCGUCUUACACAUAAUCAUCAGUCGUUUACUCGUUGGUUGUGUAAACUCAAUUUACCUGUGGGAAAUUAUUUUUAAAAUAAUAUAUGACAUAGUUUUGAUACAAAGAAGACUGAUGAAUCUUAAACUUUAUUGAAGUGCUAGACUAUGUAAUGGGUCAUGAUUGGUAACCAUUUAAGCAUUUUAGAUUAAGUUAAUUGUGUCAGUGAAGGGGGGUAAUUUGAGGAGCAAGAUUGACUGCUAGGUAACGAGGCACAAGAGGGUUGACAGUGAAGGCAAUGUAGAGGUAUAAUACCCUGAAACAGUUAUUUGUUUGUAAUUAAUAUGUAUGAAGCCUAGAAAAAAUCAUUUUAAUGUAACCAGGGUUAGAGCUCAUUUCAGAGAUAAAGAGGAAAAUUAUAAUAUAAAAAAAAAAGAACUUUUGGCUUGUGUAACAUAUAAAAAGGUGGACUGUACAUCACAAGAUAAAAUAAAGAUCCUACGGUUGUUUCCUGCGGUGGCUCUCCUGAACCGAAUCUCCACCUGACCUGAGCAAGGAAGGCGCUGUGUGGUCAGCUGGUGACCCGGACAUGGCGAAUAGCCACGACCAGAGACCACCUUCAUUAUACAGCCACUUGGGAUUUUAAAUGAAAACUGUACUCUAAGUAUGAACUGUUAGAUAUUGUAAUGACUUGUUAUAACUUUUGUGAUCACACAGUAGAGGGUACUCUUUAUAGUAACCAGCUCUAUUUACAAUUGCUAGUCUUCGGUAUAUCCUGUUUUUUUUUUCUGAUUUUUCCUUUCUUUUUCUUUCUUUUUUUUUUAGGUUCAGUAGACAGAGACGUUGUUUUAUAUAAUAUAAACUUGGGUGAUCUUGUGUGUAAUUACUCUUGCUAAAUGUUAUUGUGCACUUCGGUUUAUGAUGAAAUGUGUUGUAUAGAAUUGGUGUCCAUAUCCCUAACAAGGUACCAACCUUGGUAUCAUUGCUUUACCAGUUGGUCUUAGGUGGUGAAUUAUCAAGAAAAUGCACUUUUUUUUUUUUAAUAAACAUACCUUAAAUACAAUUAAGUUUCCUAUGUAAAAAAUGCAAAUCAGAUUUUAUGGGUAUAUAUGAUGUAGAUAGAGUAAAAAAAAAUCCCCUUGAUGUAUAAGUGCUGACAGAAUCCCAUGAUAAUUGAACCUAAGUAUAUAGAAUUCUUUGUAAAAUUCAGUGCAAUAAUAUUUUAAGACAAAGUCAGAAUAUAUGAAUUCCAGAAGACCACUCAAAAUACAUGUUUAUAUGCAUUACUUGUGUAGGUUCCUUCUGUAUUAGUAAAAACUUGCUCUGUUAGAAAUAAAUCCAUAUGGGCAUAACAUCAUUUAACAGUGUAGAUAUAAAAUACUGUUUCAAUUAAUAUUAUUAAGAAUUAAUAAUCACUAACAAAGAAAGAAUAUCUUUUAAAACUAGUAUAUCUAAACUGUGCCCAUCUAAUGAAUGAGAUUAGUGGUGUCGAUUGUUUCAGACCAUUUAAUUUCCCUUAAAAAUCUUAAUUAUCAGGCCUUAUUUCACUCAUCAAACAUUAUUUGCAUUGGUACAGUUUCCAGAUGGCAAAAGAACAAUCACACAAACAAAAAUAUGGGGGGGGUCAUCUUAUCCCAAUUACCUUCAACUUUUUAUCAUUCUGAACCCAUUAAUCUUCCACGUUCUGAUAGCUCUCACUCAUUCCAGUAAAUUAGGUGCUACACUUGCAUUCCGGGAUCAGUUUGUAUUUCAUGUUGGCACCACUGUACGUCUCUGUCUGUUGUUCCAAAAAAUUGCCCCAUUUUAGUCAGUUAUAAGAGGACGAAGCACCGAAUGUAACUUUGCAUUUCUAGAGGCAAUAAGGAAAUAUAGUUAAUAUACUGUAAAGUUCUCGUGUUGCAAAUUUAUUAAAUAAAACUGAGAAACUGC
Penaeus indicus is the source of this 7245-nucleotide messenger RNA. Its product is annotated as innexin inx2-like. Lineage: Eukaryota; Metazoa; Arthropoda; Malacostraca; Decapoda; Penaeidae. Bases 682 to 1878 code for a protein of 398 amino acids. The record is from RefSeq and is a predicted model, not a curated record. The transcript is spliced from 4 exons. Gene Ontology annotation, molecular function: gap junction channel activity. Gene Ontology annotation, cellular component: gap junction; plasma membrane.